Colletotrichum karsti is the source of this 2049-nucleotide messenger RNA. RefSeq names its product vacuolar protein sorting-associated protein 62. NCBI's taxonomy places the organism in Eukaryota, Fungi, Ascomycota, Sordariomycetes, Glomerellales, Glomerellaceae. Bases 1 to 2049 code for a protein of 682 amino acids. The record is from RefSeq and is a predicted model, not a curated record. The transcript has 6 exons.
AUGGCCAGCACAGCGUCUGCUCGCGCGCCGGCAUCGAUGCCUGGGUUUCUGUUCGGCCUUUUCGGCCUCUUACUCGCGUACUCCGCCCGGGCGGGGCCGGAGUCGGCGCCGGGCGAUCGGUGCCCGGAUUAUGUCGCACGUCAUGCACCCCUGAUAUGGCUUCAUUCGGAUGAUCCUUUCAAACCCAGCGACCUCCUCACUCAUGUCCGCCAUACCACUCCCAUGCUAGACGGGAACCCGAUACCUGAUCUACCGUCUCUGGACCUCGACAAUUUGGAUAUUCUCAACCAAUACGGAGAGAAGAAUAUCGCACUCACUUCCAACGAUGAUCCCCUCACCUACCCGCAAUGGCUUUAUGGUGAAGCCCCCGAUGCUGACGGCCGGAUCCACAACUCCACGCCAUGUGUAGUGGUUUUGGUUGAGAAGAACCAGCGCGAUCUAGAUGCAUUCUUCUUCUACUUCUACUCAUUCAAUGAAGGGCCCAACAUCACCCAGGUUCUCGAGCCACUCAAGCACAUUGUAAAGGGCGAAAAGGUGGAAUCCGGGAUGCAUUUUGGUGAUCACGUCGGGGAUUGGGAGCACAACAUGGUUCGCUUCCGAGAUGGCAAUCCUACCGGUAUCUACUUCAGCCAACAUGUAGAUGGUUCAUCAUACCAUUGGGAUGACUCGAAGCUUUCCAAGUCUGAUGGAAGACCCAUUGUGUACAGUGCUCGGGGCUCUCAUGCCAAUUAUGCAGCAGCAGGGAAUCAAAUACACAACGUAGUCCUGGUAGAUUACUGCGAUGAGGGUCAGAAGUGGGACCCAGUUCUCUCGGCCUACUUCUAUCGUUUCGACGCUCAGUCUUUCAGGUUCACGCGGAUAGACCCCCCCGACGGUCUUGCUUCCUCGCCUUCGCCAUCUGCCAACUUGACAUCUCUCAUUUACUACGCUGGCCGCUGGGGCGAUGCCCAGUGGCCCGACUCGGAUCCCCGACAGGACACAGUACCGAAAUUCGGACUCAAGCGCUUCAACGCAGGACCAACUGGACCACGACAUAAACAUCUCGUUAGAAAGGGACUUAAGCCGGAUCAGAGACGAAAGAUGGGAUGGACGGAGUGGUUUGUGGACAAGAUGGCAACUGCAUUUUUGAUGGGUGGUCACGACUUCAAACCCGACAGGGACAUACCGGACCUCACUGGUAAGGUAAUCAUCGUAACGGGUGGAAACGCCGGCCUCGGUCUGGAAACUAUUCGCCAAAUCGCCAAACACAAUCCCGCGCACAUAUACCUCGCGGGUCGCUCGAAGGAAAGGGGGGAGAAGGCCAUCGAGGCUUUGAGAAAGGAGGGCGCCAGCAUAGCACCAAUCUCGUAUCUCCCUUUGGACCUCUCAUCAUUCGACAGCAUCAAAGCCGCAGUCCAGUCGUUCAAGGAAUCUUCUCAACGGCUGGACCUGCUCAUCAACAAUGCCGGUAUCAUGUCAACACCAGACGGCCUUACUCAGGAGGGAUAUGAGAUCCAGUUCGGAACGAACCACAUGGGCCAUGCCCUCUUCACACAGCUCCUGCUCCCGGUGAUGAAGAAGACAGCAAACGAGAACCCAGACGUGAGAAUCGUCUUCCUCUCUUCAGGGGCCGAGGGCUGGGCACCCAAGGACACUUAUCAGUUCGACAAGCUCAAGACGAAGAUGCCCGAGACGGCGAGCCGCUAUCGCUACGGCAUCUCCAAAGUGGCCAACAUCCACUACGCAGCUGCCCUCGCUGAACGUAACCCCGAGAUCAAGGUCGUGAGCGUCCACCCCGGCGUCGUGGAGACCAAUCUCGCCGAAUCCAUCAUCAACAACUCCAAUUUCCUCAUCGGAAUGGUCGUCUACCUCGGGACAAAGGUCGCGGCGGUGAGUCCUCAGAAAGGGGCGCUCAACCAGCUCUGGGCCUCCUUCAGCCCCGACGUCAGGAGCGGCACUUUUUAUCAUCCAGUCGGCGUGACCGGAAAGGGUACCCGUUUCAGCGAGAACAAGGACAAACGGGAACAGCUGUACAAGUGGACGGAGGACGAACUUCGGAGCCACCUGUAG